Messenger RNA from Malaclemys terrapin pileata, 1255 nucleotides. RefSeq lists its product as uncharacterized. The record is from RefSeq and is a predicted model, not a curated record. The transcript is spliced from 6 exons. Gene Ontology annotation, biological process: spindle assembly; centrosome cycle. Gene Ontology annotation, cellular component: centrosome; HAUS complex. The coding region runs from base 124 to 753 and encodes 209 amino acids. NCBI's taxonomy places the organism in Eukaryota, Metazoa, Chordata, Testudines, Emydidae.
UAUUAUACCAAGGGUAAUGCAAAGUUUCUAAAUGAGGCUUUGAUACAAAGUUCCAUGAAAACAGAGGUCACACGUGGGUAGACCCACCACAAGGUUAUAUGAAGAGGCACAAUGUAAAGUCAUAUGAAAAUUAUCAGAGAUUUAUCUACAGCACCGCACUGGGGUAUUGGAGCCAGCCCUGAUGGAGGGUACAGUGUCUCUGCCCCGCUGUGGCCCACGCAGGACAUCGUGGGUUCCCACCCUCCCAACCACGUCCUGGAAGCCCUGGAGCACCUGGCCCUGGAGAACACCCUGCAGAUGCAAGAGCUCACCAGCCGCAUUGACAUUCCCCGCGACGUAGAGGCGCUCAAGUUCCGCUACGAGAGCGCCCGCCUGGAGACCUGGCGGGGCCGCCAGCAGCCCUGCCUUCGGUCCGGGGCCUCAUACAGGAAGGCUGGAGCAGGUGUGAGGAGCUGUGGGUGCAACAGCUCCCCCUACAGGCCCGGGAGCAGCGCGGCACGGCCCAGCUGGCCUCCCUCCUGCAGGAGAUGCACCGGCUGCUGGCGGACGGCUCGGAGCGUGCCAUCCUCGCCAGGGCAGUGCUGGAGCUGGAGCUGCGGGCUGUGCGGCUGGCGGGGCUGCCGGGAGCUGGAGCGGGAGGCAAGUGCCCGCCACGCCGAGCUGCAGGACUUGCAGAGCAAGCGGCAGCGCAUCUUGGACUUCCGCCACCUGGUGGUCCCAGCAGGUCCCGGCCCACGAGCUCUCCAUCCAUAGGCUGGGCCGGACGGCGCUCGCCCAGCACCGGGCCUUCCUCACUGUGUGCCAGGCUUCUGGCUUCCCUCUCUACAAGGCCCUGGAGCACCUCCUGCCCCACAUGGCUGAGCUGAAGAAGGAGCUGCUGGCCCUGCGUGCCCAGCUGGGCUACAAGAGCCAGGCGCUGGCCAGCCUGCAGCAGCGCCAGGGCUCCCCAGGGACCGACGCACAAAGUGAGAUCCCCUCCAUGGCUCCAGACGGACAGGGGGACGCCCCCCCCCCCGCCUGAGGACCCUUCCCAGGGUCUGCAAGGGGCACGAGCCGGCCUGAGGGGCGGCAGGACCAUGGCAUCCACCCAGCAGCUCAGCACACCCCUCCCGCCGCCCCCCAAAGCCAUAACUCCUCCAGGCCUCACUGACGUCUCUUCCCCCAGCCCUGGUGCAGGCCCUGCGGGACCACGACCGGGAGCAGGCCAGAGCCCUGGGGCCGCGGAUCCAGCUGGUGAUGGAGCAGUGCAGGCAAC